GUCAUUAUCUCAUAGUCCAAGUUGAACCCUACACUGCCACACGCGCUCCGACUGUAGAAAUACGUAAAAAGAUUAAGAUUAAAGAGUGUGGACACAAAUUGAUGUCAUUCAGAUACAAUUCUCGGGCACAAUAAGUAAAAACUCAGAAUGAGGGCAGCACUAAACACAUGGCGCGAAAGUUCAAGUCUUUUGCUCAUCGCCAAAACGAAUUUUGUUCCGCCUGUCAGUGGCACAGCUACAGACUUUAACUACAAACUGUUAAGCAUUAAACGCUCUACAAAGAGCAAAUUCAUGCCUGAUACGCAUGUGUUUCCCGGUGGAAACAUUUCCUCAGCGGAUAAAUCCACAGACUGGUUGCAAUUGUACGAAAAAUUCGGUUUUCAACGCGAUGCAUUUGCUAGACUGGAUUAUAAAGUCAAUCGACCUCCAAUCCUGCAAGAUUAUGAUAGUGAGAAUGCCAAAGAGCAGUUGCCACAGUUUUUGUCGCUGCGGAUCGGUGCCAUUCGAGAAACCUUCGAGGAAUGCGGCAUUCUUAUUUGUAGAAGCUAUAAAAUUAAUUACAAGGAGAGGAUGGCUCGAUGGGCAUCAUUCAUAGGCGGACCUGAAAUAAAAAAAUGGCAGGAUUUAGUCCAUGACGAUCCACAAAAGUUUCUAGAAUUAUGCCAUAAAUUCGAAGUAUACCCAGAUGUUUGGGCCUUAAAAGAAUGGGCAAACUGGUCCACACCUGCUACGAUACCGCGAAAAUUCGACACCAUGUUUUUCCUUGCAGCUUUCUAUGAAACACCUGCCGCGUACGCAGAAAAACACGAAGUGCAACACCUAGAGUGGGCGACACCAAAAGAUUACGUCCUUCGUAACCGCCUGGAAGAAAUCGCACUACCACCGCCACAAUUCUACGAGAUUUCCCGCCUGGGAAACUUCCUAGACGUUGAUCGCCUGAUGAAAUUCGCGCAUGAACGCGCCGCGCAAGGCAUCGAACGUUUCAUCCCGGUGCAUUGCAAAACCGACAAAGGUGUAUACGCCAUCUUGCCUGGUGAUGAUCUUUACCCAGACAGUCCUGAAUCUGUCGACGGUGCACUGGAAAUGGCGCAUCUUCCGGACAGCGAAGUCCAGAAUCGCGUGCAACAUAAAACUUUAUAUCUACAUGAUCUAUGCGUGAAAAACUACACGCCUAAAUGCGGACAUGUUGUCCCAAUAGACUUCCCGUCCAAUGGCGGACAUAAAUUAUAACCUAUAACUGCACUAGUCAUAUAAACUAUGGGUUGGUAAAAUAUGCUUAAGUUAUUUACAAAGUUUUGGUUUAAUGUCUACACAAUUGACAUAUAGCCUGGUAUGAGAAGCUAAUUGAAGCCUCCAGAGGGCGCUGCGCACGCCGCUGCGCCCAGAAUGCUUUUCAGCAUUUGAUUGAUGGAAAUCAACGUGUUGCAUGCGAAAUAAUACACAAUACAAUCAACAAAUAGGGGGUGAAAUUGCCGUACAGUAAAGUGUUCCAUUGUGAACUAAGCUGUAUAAAAAAUAGAUAUAAACGUGUUUAUGAAAAAUAUGUGCGGCUAGAAAUAAUUGAUGCUUCCAUUAUGUGAGUAUGUGCGACUUAAAACGAGGAGAUAAAAUUGCACGCAUAAUUAUUGCUUUGUUUGAAAUUUCAUUUAAACUUUCUGCCAUUAUAGUUAAUAUCGCUAGUUGUUAUGUAUGUACAGGUAUAACACAAUGGGCGAUCAGCAAACUGGCCCAGUGUUCUCUUGUAUAUGUAGCGUGUUUUGUUUUCUGUUUACUUUAGAGUUU
Dalotia coriaria is the source of this 1782-nucleotide messenger RNA. Its product is annotated as acyl-coenzyme A diphosphatase NUDT19-like. The coding region runs from base 148 to 1230 and encodes 360 amino acids. The transcript is spliced from 4 exons. The record is from RefSeq and is a predicted model, not a curated record. Gene Ontology annotation, molecular function: hydrolase activity, acting on acid anhydrides, in phosphorus-containing anhydrides. Gene Ontology annotation, cellular component: mitochondrion. NCBI's taxonomy places the organism in Eukaryota, Metazoa, Arthropoda, Insecta, Coleoptera, Staphylinidae.